This is a messenger RNA of Hansenula ciferrii, 1560 nucleotides long. RefSeq names its product CREG family protein. Lineage: Eukaryota; Fungi; Ascomycota; Saccharomycetes; Phaffomycetales; Wickerhamomycetaceae. The record is from RefSeq and is a predicted model, not a curated record. The coding region runs from base 1 to 1560 and encodes 519 amino acids. The transcript has a single exon.
AUGAAGUUAUCUGUCUUAACAGCCUUGGCUUCCGUAUUGGUCGCUGCUGAUGCUAUUCAAGUCUGGAAACGUCCUACUGUGGAAGAUGCUGCGGUUAACGCUAGAACUUUGAUUCAAAGAGAAUCUUUAGCAAACAUCAACACUGUUUAUCAAGAAGGUGACGAUAAAGGUUUACCUGCUUCUUUUGUUGAAUACUAUACCGAUUGUGGUGAUGGUAAUCCAGUUAUCUUAGCUAUUGAUAUGGCUACUUCUUUCAGAAAUGUUAAAGGUGGUUCCCCAUAUUCAUUGACCGUUAGAGUUGGUGAUCACGCACCACAUGAACAAGUUGAUCCAAGAUAUCCUGGUAGUAGACCUCAUUCAGUUGCUGGAUCUCCAAGAAUCAAUUUGAGAGGUAAAUUUGAAACUGUUAAAGAAGAAGAAGUUGAUGAAUUACAAAAAUGUUUCUUAAAACGUCAUAAAGAUGCUGCUUGGUGGUUACCAGGUAAUCCAAUUCAUUCAUCACAUUUUGUUAAAUUUAUGGUUGAUGAAGCUUAUUUCUUAGGUGGAUUUGGUGAUACUGGUUAUAUUGGUAAGAUUCCAAAAGAAUUAUAUCAAAAUGCUUCUUCUAUUGACAAUGGUCGUCCAGAACAUCAUGAAGAUGAUAAAGAAGAAUUUGUUAAACAAUUAUCUGAAGGUGAUGGUUCAAAUUGGGGUUAUGAUGCUUAUAUGUUACAACAUAGUUUAAAAUCAUCAAUUAAAUCUACAUUCAAGAAAAUUGAUGGUGAAAUCAAAGCUUUAAAAGAAUUAUUGAAUGAAGAAAAGGAAAUUAAAGAAGGUCAAACUUAUGCAGAUGAAGAACAAUUAAAAGAAUUUAUCAAGGCUUCUAAAAAUAAAUUUUCCAAAAGAAAUGAAGAACAAGUCCCAUUAACCAUUCCAGAAGUUAAUCUUUCAUCUGAACAAAUCAACAAAUUGAUUAAUGAAUUAGAACAAUUAAAGACUGAUUUCUUGCAAUUUGGUCAAAAAUUAAUCGAAAAAACUACUGGUGAUAAAAAAGUUGAGGAAUUAAAAUUAGAAGAAGUUGAAGAAAGUGAUGAAGAAGAAGAAUUUAAACCAAGACACCGCAAUUUUAAACACAAAAAAGCUAAAUGUAAUGGUAAAGGUAGAAUUGGGAAAGAUCAUAAAGACGUUGGCUUCAAGAAACAUCAUGAAGGAAAACCAAACCAUCAUGAAAGAAGACCAAAACAUCAUGAAGGAAACCCAGAGGAUCAUGAAAGAAGACCAAACCACCAUGAAAGAGGACCAAAACCAUUAUUAGCUAUGAUUUUUGACUUCUUCACAGGUGGUAACCCAGAACACUUAGGUCCAAGACCACAUCAUUCAGGUCCAAAAAAACCACAUCAUUUCAAAGAUGAUAAUGAAGAUGAAUUGAGUAAAGAAGAUUCAAAAGAGUUCAAACAUUUUAAACAUCAUGAUUUCAAACAACGUCGUCCAAAAAAUGUUAAAUUUGAAUCAGAUUUUUCAUCAGAAAAACGUUCACCAAAGAACAUCAAAUUAGGUCUUGAAAAUAUUAAUUUAGAUUAA